This is a messenger RNA of Arabidopsis thaliana (thale cress), 3207 nucleotides long. RefSeq names its product mitogen-activated protein kinase kinase kinase 9 (gene MAPKKK9). Gene Ontology annotation, molecular function: protein serine kinase activity; ATP binding; MAP kinase activity. Lineage: Eukaryota; Viridiplantae; Streptophyta; Magnoliopsida; Brassicales; Brassicaceae. Bases 69 to 2390 code for a protein of 773 amino acids. Gene Ontology annotation, biological process: response to L-glutamate. The transcript is spliced from 9 exons. The record is from RefSeq and is marked reviewed.
CUGGAAAAUAAAAAUACAAUUAAUAUAAAGAAAUCUCUCUAACAACUUUACCAAUCAUCGUCGCUCACAUGAAGAAGUCGUCGGAUAAGUCACCGGUGCGGCAACAUGACACGGCGACGCAAAUCAACUCUGACGCAGUGUCUUCUUCUACUUCCUUCACUGAUUCCGACUCUACUUGUUCCUUUUUGACUCCCUCCAUGGAGUUCCCGGAUCGAAUCAGUUUCCGGAGAAUCGAUUUUAGUGAAGCAGCUCCUACUGGUGUCGUUCUUCCUUCUACUUCCAGUGAGUUAACUCGUUCCAAUUCCAGUGAGAAUAAGAUUCCCAAUGAAGAUAUUUCCGUUUCAACUUCUUCUCGCUAUUUGGUGUUUGAUAAAAUUCUAGCUCUUAUGAAGAAAUCACCAGGACGAAGAGGAGAUAAGACUAGUCCGGCGCGGCGGUUAGACCGUAGUGAUGCGGUGAGGAGGAAUAUCGAUUAUGACGCAGGUGAAGAUUCUUCUUCGUUGUUGAUAACUCGUUCUUUGGAUUUCCCGAAUCGUACUAGUUUUCGAGUCGAUGGAGUUGAUGAUGGAGAAAUAGAUCGGAUUUAUCAGUAUAUUGGUGUUUCUGGUCCUGAAGAUUUUGCUAUUUCUUCUGAUGCUUGGAAAGCUCGUAUGGAGCAUGAGCGUUCUUCUUCAGAUGUUGUUAAUAAGUUAAAGUCUCUUGAUCUUGAUAGUCGUGAAGCAGGUCCUAGUGGUGGUGUUGUUGCUUCUAGUUCAAUGAAUCAUAAGUUUCAGGGUCAUGAUUUGAGUGAAGCAGGUUCUAUUGGUGUUGUUGUUGCUUCUAAUUUUACGCUUUCUGAGUCGAAUAAGAUUGAGAACUUAAAUAGUUUGAGGGAUAAGGAAAUUGUUGAUGGUGAUAUGGUAGAGAAUAGGUGCGGUAUUGAGCGAAAACCGACUAUUUUGGUGAAGUCGAGAGGGUAUCUUGUUCACAAUGAUGAUGUGGGUGUUGGUGGUGGAAUUAAGGGUGUAAGACCACCAGUACUAAACGUUCCUCGUGCGGAUAAGGAAGUUGUUGAUGGUGGUACGGUGGAGAGCAAGAGUGGUAUUGAAUGGAAACCAACUAUUUUGGUGAAGUCAAAAGGGUAUCUUGUUUCCAAUGAUGGUGGAAUAAAGGGGGUAACAUCACCGGUACUAAAUCUUCGCCCGACAGAUAAGGAAGUUGUUGAUAGUGGUACGGUAGAGAAUAGACGUGGUAUUAAGGGCGUAAGACCAUCGGUACUUAAGCCUCCUCCGGUGAUGAAACUACCUCCAGUUGAUCUUCCGGGAUCAUCUUGGGAUAUCCUUACUCAUUUUGCUCCUGAUAGUGAAAUAGUUAGGCGGCCGAGUUCCUCUUCUUCUUCCGAAAAUGGUUGUGAUGAAGAAGAAGCCGAGGAUGACAAAGUGGAAAAGGAAGAGACGGGAGAUAUGUUUAUCCAGUUGGAGGAUACGACUGAUGAGGCAUGCUCAUUCACUACAAACGAGGGUGACUCCUCAAGUACAGUAUCCAAUACCUCACCGAUUUGUGUCUCUGGGGGAUCUAUCAAUACUUCUUGGCAAAAGGGUCAACUUCUGCGACAAGGAUCGUUUGGCUCUGUGUAUGAAGCCAUUUCAGAAGAUGGGGACUUCUUUGCUGUCAAGGAAGUUUCACUUCUUGAUCAGGGAAGUCAGGCACAAGAAUGCAUACAACAACUUGAGGGGGAAAUUGCACUACUUAGUCAGCUUGAGCAUCAGAAUAUUCUGCGAUAUCGUGGCACAGACAAGGACGGGUCAAAUUUGUAUAUUUUUCUUGAGCUUGUAACACAAGGAUCCCUUCUAGAACUCUACCGAAGAUACCAGAUUCGGGACUCGCUAAUCUCCUUGUACACAAAACAAAUCCUUGACGGUUUGAAAUAUCUUCACCAUAAAGGUUUCAUUCACAGGGACAUUAAAUGUGCAACUAUAUUGGUGGACGCCAAUGGCACCGUCAAACUUGCAGAUUUUGGAUUGGCAAAGGUGUCAAAGUUAAACGACAUUAAGUCCCGCAAGGAAACUCUAUUUUGGAUGGCUCCAGAGGUUAUUAACCGGAAGGAUAAUGAUGGUUACAGAAGUCCAGCUGAUAUAUGGAGCCUCGGGUGCACUGUGCUGGAAAUGUGUACUGGUCAGAUCCCAUACUCUGAUCUAGAACCCGUUGAAGCCCUGUUUAGGAUCAGAAGGGGUACGCUUCCGGAAGUACCUGAUACUUUAUCACUAGACGCUCGGCAUUUCAUACUUAAGUGUCUCAAAUUGAACCCGGAAGAGCGUCCAACUGCAACUGAGCUACUGAACCAUCCAUUUGUGAGAAGGCCCUUACCAUCCUCAGGCUCAGGAUCAACAUCUCCGCUAAUCCGUAGAUGAAUCUAAUUUUAUUAGAUUGCCUCCAUAGGGGUAACCAGAAGGUUUAUGAGAUAUUAGACCCCAUAGAAACUUUAGGGGAGACACGAGAUAUGAUUCUUUGAUACAUAUGCUGUUUUGGUUGCGCAGCAAGAGCUAAACUUUCUCGAGACAUAUCUUCAGGUAGUUUCUGUCUCAUUCAUUGGUUGGUUGUUGUAAGUUGUGUCACUUGUGUGUGUUGAGCUUAUAUUUAAAACUGAAGAGCCUUGGUUAAAUUAGAGUUUUGGGUGCAUAGGUUUGUUUAGUUUUGUUAAAUUAUAGUAUCAUGUAAUGUAUAAGAAGAACCUUAGUUGAUUUAGAGUUUCGGGUGUAUAGGCUUGUUUGGUUUUGAUAAAUUAUAUAGUGUAUGCAUGUAACCCAUAUCAUGUAAUGUGUAAUUAUAGUUGGCUCUUAUAUAGUUCCUGCUUGUUGCAACUGUUUACACAUCUCAUGUCUCGAUGGAUUUAAUCUCCAAUUUUUCUUAUAUAUAUAUCUGAAUUAUACAUGCAUACAUACACUAUAAUUUAACAAAACUAAACUUUUCUUUUGGGUGCAAAAACAUAACCUAUAUUCAUCUCUUAAUUAUUUUACGCUGAAGAAAUCUGCUGUUUCAAUUAAAAAAGUAUGGUCAAACCAACAUUUUCUUUGAAAUUUUGGUGAAAGCCACUCUCAUUGAAGUGUAUAUAUGAUUCAACUUGUUUCUUACAAUAUUUGCCCCGUUGAAAACUUUUUUGCCAUCGAUGAGUUUCUUUAAGGGCAAAGUUCCUUUAAGAAAUGCUUUUAGAUUUCUUUGUAUACCUAU